This is a messenger RNA of Vigna unguiculata (cowpea), 2429 nucleotides long. RefSeq names its product E3 ubiquitin-protein ligase XBAT33-like. The record is from RefSeq and is a predicted model, not a curated record. Lineage: Eukaryota; Viridiplantae; Streptophyta; Magnoliopsida; Fabales; Fabaceae. Gene Ontology annotation, molecular function: protein binding.
ACAUAAUAACACAAAUAAGAGAGAGAGAGAGAAAGAGCCUUCAUUUUCUGUCACACUCCUUUCCCUUUUGUUUCGCUCCACACAACACCACACCACCAUUAACACCGACUUCAAGCACAUUCCUAGCUACCACCUUCAACCUUUGCUUUUUCCUUUCUUUUUGUUUUACCCUUCUCUGUUUCAUACAGUUAUUAGAUAAACAGAGAGAGAGAAAGAGAGAAAAAGUUUGCCACGUCACCACACAGCUUCUCCACCCAAUCCAAAGGCAAAGUUUCCAAUUUUCCUUCACAACAUUAAUACACACAUACAUUCAAAUCCCAUUGCGUUUAGAUUCUGCUGCCUUUGGUUGGAUUUUGUUUCUUUUUUUGCCCGGAGCUUCCUUUGUGAAGAUUUGAUCUCAGAGAGAGAGAGAGAGAGGGAGAGAGAGAGAGAUGGGGAAUUCAUUUGGGUGCUCGGCGUCCGGCGAGAGGUUGGUGUCGGCGGCGAGGGACGGCGAUUUGGUUGAGGCGAAGAUGCUUCUGGAAUGCAACCCUGGUCUUGCAAAGUACUCCACUUUUGGGGGUCUCAAUUCGCCUCUUCAUUUUGCAGCUUCUAAAGGCCAUAACGAGAUUGUGGCAUUGUUGCUUGAAAAUGGAGCUGAUGUGAAUUCAAGAAAUUAUUGUGGGCAGACGGCAUUGAUGCAAGCUUGUAGAUAUGGUCAUUGGGAAGUUGUACAAACUCUUCUGCUCUUCAGAUGUAAUGUUAUGAAAGCAGAUUAUCUCAGUGGGAGGACAGCUCUACACUUUGCAGCCAUCAAUGGACAUGCAAGAUGCAUCAGACUUGUUGUUGCAGAUUUUGUUCCAAGUGCUCCUUUUGAAUCUUUACAUGCUCGCAUGGAUGUGGAAGGUGAUGGAUCAAAUGUGAAAAACACACAUGAACAAAGUGUGCUGUCGAGGUUUGUAAAUAAAACAGCUGAUGCUGGUAUCACUGCCCUUCAUAUGGCUGCAUUAAAUGGGUACUUUGAUUGUGUACAACUGCUACUUGAUCUUGAUGCUAAUGUGUCAGCUGCAACAUUUCAUUAUGGAACUUCAAUGGAUUUAAUUGGGGCUGGAAGCACUCCAUUGCAUUAUGCUGCUUGUGGAGGCAAUUUAAAAUGCUGCCAGAUCCUCCUUGCAAGAGGUGCCAGUCGAAUGGCUUUGAAUUGCAAUGGAUGGCUUCCACUUGAUGUUGCUAGGAUGUGGGGACGUCAUUGGCUAGAACCAUUGCUGGCACCCACUUCUCAAGCCACAAUAUCGACGUUUCCUUCUUCAAAUUAUUUGUCCUUGCCUCUCAUGAGUGUGCUCAACAUUGCCAGAGACUGUGGAUUGCAAUCAACUGCAACCUCCUCCAGUGAAGUUGAUGUUUGUGCUGUCUGCCUUGAGAGGUCAUGUUCUGUGGCUGCUGAAGGAUGUGGACAUGAGCUUUGUGUAAGAUGUGCACUUUAUCUUUGCUCAACGAGCAAUGUUUCUUCUGAAACGUGUGUUCCUCCUGGCUCUAUCCCUUGCCCUCUUUGCAGACAUGGAAUUGUCUCCUUCGUGAAGUUACCAGGUUCCCAAGCAAAAGAAAACAAAAUGCACGUGUCUCUCAGCCUCUGUACCCCAUGCAUGCUACACCCACGUGACCUAGAUCACUCAUCAUCUCUUUCUCAUACCCCUGAGAUUCGAAGGAACCGCGUAGCUUCAGUUCCAUCAGAGAUGCUUUGCCCUGUCACUUGUACUCCAUUUCCUUCUGUAGCUAUUCCUCUCUGCACUUGCAAUGAUGGUCCUUGCCCUACAUUUGAAUCGCACGAAGCAGCCGAUGAACCGGUUCGUCGGUCACAAGCAUCGUCGACGAUGGAUCAGGAGAAAAUGGAAGGUCCAAGGCUUGAUAAAACAACAUGUUCAGGCAUGUUUUGGGGUAGAAGAAGUUGCAGCAGGGAGCAUCAAUGCAAUUCAGAAAUAAAUGCUUGAGACAUGAUAGGUUGGUGCAUGGCCAUUAUUAUUUUGUGGAUACUUCAUACAAUCUUAGAUCAAUAAAGGAGUCUAUAGUUUAUCUUCUUAACCAGCCUCAUAUGGUGAAAAUCCAGUGUAUGUAUAUGUCAGAAUCCCACCACCUUUUUAGUGCCAAGAUAUGAUAUUCUUAGUAGAAUUAGUAUGAGCUGGUUGCUAUUGCAGUUUAGUUGGAUUUCAUUUUUAUCAUAGGAAACUAAGUGUUCUUUCAAAGGAAGAGAAAGAAGAAAAAUACCCUUCUGUUUUGGCAUGUCUCAGAUUUGUUUCUGUGUAGUAUAUUUUGUUGUAAUUUAUCUUCAUAGGUUUACAAGAACAAGUUUGAGUAAUGUAACAGCUUGUUGCUGGAUUUGUAAUUGAUCUUGUUGUGAACUGGAGAAUGUUUUUCCUAUCAACACUAAUGUUAUGCAGAGUACUUGUUCAACA